AUGACUGCAUUUUUCCCCAGCGGUUAUCAGUCAUAUUGUGGUGGUCUUGAACAGAUCUCAGGUGGGGCAUCCAUCUGGUUUUAUGGAGCUGGAGCUAAAGUGGCACAGACUCUCAGUGGGUGCAGAAGAAAAAAAAUCAAGUUAGUUACCAUUUGAAUGCCAGAGAAGCCUGGCCUAUUGGUAGUUUUCGAGUGUGGUGUGAAAGGGGAUGGCUGUAAAAUAUAUUGAUGCUGAGCCCCCUCUCCAUUGAUAGGCCGCAGUGCGUGGACAAUCUGCGGCCUGGAAAGACACGGGGCCACUGCAUGGCCAAUCUGACACAAUUGAGGUGAAACGGGCCAGAAAAUACUAUUCUCUCCCAUUCUCCUCUAUCAAUCGGGGCUUACAAACUGAGCAGAAAGAGAGGCAGGACAGGGAGAGGGGGAAAGGGCGACAAUUAGCGAGAAGCUUGAAGUGAAAUCCUCUACGAGGAGGCAGUUAUCAUAGAGGUUUCCCUUUUUCUGUCUGCGGCUAAAAAGGAACAGAUUUGUUUGUCUGCGCUAAAAAUUGGAGCAGUGAAGUUUGCAAGAGUGAGCUUCUCGCAAAGGAAUGCGUUUAGCAAGCCCCUCUCCCCACGUAUGCCUCACCCCCUCUUUCACUCGUGUUUUGCUACGAGAGAGGAGAGGACCACACAGAUUCUGAGUUUCAUGCAAGCAAAAUUAUAAACAUUUUCAUCCAGCCUAUCUCGUCAUGUACUGAGAGGAUUUGUGCGCAGAGUUGAGCUGCUGCAGGCCUGGAAAUGGGUCCCACGGCUGACUCCUCAAUGACGACCAAUCGGUGGCCAGGAUUGUAAAUGAGAGCGCGAGAGAGGGGGGAAGGAAAACUUUUCUUUCUUUUUUCGACAGAGGGAGGGGUGUUGUGGGGAAAUGCUCGGCGGACCGUGAAGCGUAACAGCAAGAAGAGGGACAAAGACGCACAUAGCGGGACAGAAUGCGACGGAUACAAACCUCUGCCAACUCAUAAAACAAGAAAUCUGCGGAUGGAGGUGAAAAGCUGUAAAACCGAGAAGAGACGUUUACACUUACAAUGGCAAGAAAGAUGAUUUCAAGUGUACAAACUGAGCUGUGGACGAUAACUGCGGUGAGAGUGCGCGUUAACUUUGGAUAGCCCCGCGGCGCCUUUCGGUGUCCACCUCAGAUCUGCUCUGGUGGCAUGGAGCUGACUCAGACUUCACUUUGGAGUAAAAUUCCCCCCUUCUGAACGGACAUGCUUCCCGGAAUAACUGCUUUUGUGAUGUUGCUUUUACUUUUGCAGCCACGCGAGGUGAAUUCCCUGAGUCAGAUCCUGUUGUAAAUCUCGUCAGGAGGAGACGAAGUUAACUUACGUGCACGUUUGUGGGUUCUUUGCAAAAAUGACUGCAUGUGCUUCCUACGACUCAGACGCGUAAAUGGAAUACUUAUGAAGUUAAAUCUCAAAGAUUGAAUGUGUCAACUCUCCUGAUCCUGGAGAAAGUUCACGUCUCCAAACUAGACCUCCAUCCAAGCAUGAAAUGUUGGUGCAGCGCCCUGGCACUUCUCCCCUGGGUGCUGGUGGCCUUAGAUGCCCAGCUAAUCUGCUGGCAGGCGCUUCUCCGGUGCCACGAAGAGCCCGAGUGCGAACUUGCAUACAGUCAGUACUUAGCAGCCUGUGAGGGGAACAUCAGAGGCACAAGGAUGCAGUGCCCCAGCCACUGCAUCAACGCGCUCAUACGGCUGAAUCACACGCGCAGCGGGCCGGACCUGGAGACCUGCGACUGCGCACAGGAUCUGGAGUGCCAGAGCGCCAAGCGAGCCAUCGAGCCCUGUCUUCCCCGCAGACACCCGAGCGACGCCGGGGGGAUCGGCUGCAUGGAGGCUCGGCAGCGCUGCGAGGAAGACAGCAGCUGCCACACCUCCCUCACAGCCUACUUGUCAUACUGCGGCCAGCUGUUCAACGGCAGGAAGUGCUCCUCCAAGUGCAAAGCCACCAUCCAGCAGAUGCUCUACAUCCCGAACGGCAUGCUGCUGAACCGCUGUGUUUGUGAUGGGGUCGAGAGGCCCUUCUGUGAAGUGGUCAAGGAGAACAUGAGCAAACUCUGCUCCAUAGGAGACCACAGUGUUAUUUCAGACCAGCCUGAUGUGGAUGACAUGUAUGAGGAUGAGGACUAUGACCCAAAAAGUGACAGAGAGGAGGAGUUUACUGACCAUUCCUCUGCUUCACAAGGGUCUACAAGCAGCAGCAUAACUCUCCUGCUUCUUCCUUUGGCAUGGAUAUUGUGCUGAGGUCUUAAAACAUUCGUUGGAUUUAUACCUGAAAGUGUGAGAAAAAAAACAAAACUGGGGAAAGAAAGUCCAGAAAAGGGGGAGACUUUUUCAAGUGGCUUUAGUACAGCAUUGGCUUGCAAGCCCAGGACUCAAACUGCUGGAUGAGGGAGUGUGCAGGCUUCACUGUCAUCCAGAUUUAGUCACAGAGUGACAGUCAGCACAGUAGUUAUCUGUGUAGGCGUUUUUCGGCUGUAUAAUUUGCAUACUUAUUCAUCUUUGUGCACAUCUCACUCAGGAAAACCAACUCAAAUCUUCACAUGGAUGCCUUACACUGCUCUGAGUGACCGGAUCACUUGUUGAAGAGAUAAACUAAAGCCUCUUGUCACAAACGGCACAAAAACUAAAAAGGUGAUAAUGAGAGGAAAUGGACUUAGCAGGACUUUGUUGCCAUCUUGUGUGCCUUUAACUCGCUCCUUUUUGUUUGGUUUGGUUUCAAUGGUACUUGGAGUGUGGCCUUAUUAAGACCUUAGACAAACAUUGGACCCAUCCAGCCUCUGUUUGCUCUGCUCUCCAUUUCAGGGGCCUCAGCAUUGUUGCAGCAACCACACUUCAAAUAUUUGUGGACACUGUCAAAGGACAGGCGAGGGUGUGGGAUCAAGUACUGAAAUUAACUGAAGCCCCUCUCCAGCUGUCUUUCUGAAGCCCCUCCCCCAUCUGUGAUAGUUUUAUUGAACUUUUCCUGAGACACCCCUCCUUCCCCUUCCUCUUCUUCCUCUCCACAGCCAGCCCCCAUUUACGCCUUUAAAAGACCCCUGUCUUUAUUACAGCUCUCACACUCUCGCAACAAGCCAGGAAACACCGAGUGUUGCUGGUGUGAACAGGUCAACAAAUCAGGCCUGGAGUUUGUUCACAGUGUGGUUCAUGAGGAGGAGGAGUUUACCUGCUCUGACUCAGCUCAGAUCAAUCACACAUGA
Xyrichtys novacula (pearly razorfish) is the source of this 3232-nucleotide messenger RNA. The record is from the annotation of a GenBank genome assembly. Lineage: Eukaryota; Metazoa; Chordata; Actinopteri; Labriformes; Labridae.